GUUGGAUUUAGAGUUGGUUCGGUUCGAUUCGGUUAGGAUCGGUUAAAAUGCACAAACCAAAUCUGAAAUUUGAUGAUGUUCUCACUUUCCCUUUUUGAGUAAAUCGAUCUCUCUUACUCCACCAUCUUCCUUCUGUCUCCGAUCGCGAUCCAUCUUCAAUUCCAUCUCCGAUCUUCAAUUCCGACUUGGAAUAAAAUGUCAGAAGGCUACGCAAUCGAGCUAUACUUCGAUCCAGCACUCGAAAACCAAGUAUUGAAAGCAUGGAACGUCUUCGCUCGCCGUCAAAUCAGUACCAAAUUGAUCAACACUGAGUCUCGUCCACACAUAACACUCUUCUCCACCUCCUUCUUCGAUUCAACGAGACUCGAAUCCGUCAUCAAAAACUUCGUAUCCAAGCAAGAACCAAUCUCGAUCUCGUUCUCUACUAUCGGUAGCUUCUCUAGCGACAACAACGUACUGUUUCUAUCUCCGACUCCGUCUCUAUCGCUUCUUCAGUUGCAGACUCAGUUAUGUGAUAUGUUGAAGAAAGAAUCUGUUGACAUUGGUGAAGAGUAUCGUGUUGAUUCUUGGGUUCCGUUUUGUCCCGUGGCUCUUGAUGUUCCUAAGUCUCGUAUGGCUGAGGCUUUCUCUGUGUUGAGAGAUUUGAAGCUUCCGGUGAAUGGUUAUGGUAUGGAGAUUGGUCUCGUUGAGUUUUCUCCUGUUCGUGAAGUCUUCUCAUUUCCUCUUGGUAACACUUUGGAGUCUUGAUCUGUUGUUGUUGGUUUUUAUGUAAUUUCUCUAUGUAAAGCUUCGAACUUUACUGUUGAAUUCUAAGGAAUAGUUGGAGAAUUUGCUAUUUAUCUAUCUGAAUGAUGUUUUGAUUGCUAGAGUUAACUACUAGAACACAUAGAAGCUCUGUGUUGUAGUCAAAGUCGAUAUCUUUAGAAGUUCCUAUGAUAUGUGUUUUAUGUCUUUACUGUUGAACUCGGAUAUUUCUAAGGAAUAGUUGGAGAAUUGCUAUUU
This is a messenger RNA of Arabidopsis thaliana (thale cress), 1002 nucleotides long. RefSeq names its product RNA ligase/cyclic nucleotide phosphodiesterase family protein. Bases 196 to 747 code for a protein of 183 amino acids. The transcript has a single exon. Lineage: Eukaryota; Viridiplantae; Streptophyta; Magnoliopsida; Brassicales; Brassicaceae. The record is from RefSeq and is marked reviewed.